Molecule: messenger RNA, 2762 nt
Organism: Sabethes cyaneus
Lineage: Eukaryota; Metazoa; Arthropoda; Insecta; Diptera; Culicidae
Gene: Vps39
Product: vam6/Vps39-like protein
Exons: 7
Coding region: 60-2747 (895 amino acids)
Biological process (GO): autophagy; intracellular protein transport; endosomal vesicle fusion
Cellular component (GO): cytoplasm; membrane
Molecular function (GO): protein binding
Source: RefSeq, a predicted model, not a curated record
GUUUUUUGAAUAAUAGUUAAUCAAUUAGUGAUUUUUCCAACAAUUAAAGUUACGCAAAAAUGCACGAAGCUUACAUUCUCUAUCCGCCGGAGAAAAUUUCGGUCCAAAUAGAAUCGAUGACUGGAUUCGAAAACAAACUGAUCCUGGGAACGCGCCAGGGCCACCUGCUGAUGUAUUCCCUCGAGCCGAAUGCGGACACGAACCGGCUGGGCCUGCAGCUGCUACGGUACGAUAAAAAUUUCAGCAAAAAACCGGUCACCCAGAUCGAGGUCAUCCCGGAGUACGAGCUGAUCUUCAGCCUAUCGGAUGGGAUCGUCAGUGUGCACGAUUACAGCCGGCACGGCUUUCUGCUGAUACACACGGCCCAGAAGACGAAGGGCGCCACCGAGUUUGCGUUGGAUAUUAAAAAAUCAAAAUCACUAACCGGAGAGUUAGCCUUGGUCUGUCGUCUAUGUGUAGUGGUAAAGCGAAAGUUGCAGUGCUAUUACUGGAAGCAGAAUGGACUGUUGGAAUUCGGUAACGAUAUCGAUUUGAAUGAUGUUCCGAAAACGAUUGCGUGGAACAAUAACUGCAUUUGUGUCGGAUUCAAGACUGAGUACGUGAUAUACGAUAUUUCAGGAGAACAACCCAAAAAGAUUGAUUUAUUCCCCACGUCUUCGUCGAAGUCGAUUGAGCCAUGCAUUUCUCUGAUUGAAGACGGUGUCUUUGCGGUCGCUAAAGAUGAGUACCUAGUGACUGUUUAUACGGAGAAGUACAAAAACGAAGGGAAAGAAUCCGCCAGCGGAUUAGUUAAGCCAGAUGCUUCGCUGUUAACAACUAAGGACACUCGUAAUUUAAAGUCUCUAACAUGGAGCGAACCGUUUCAGGCCCUGGUUUGGGACGAACCGUACAUUGUUGGUCUAAUAACGGACGCGCUGGAAGUUAGAAUAUUCGAUCAUGUGGAUAUGUCCGACAAAGGGACGCUCAUUCAAACCAUUCCGCAGCUGCCGAAAGCUCGUUUUUUGACACGCGGGAAACAGGGGCUGUUGUAUGCGGCUUCCACCUCGCACCUGUGGUGCAUACAAGCGGUCGAAAUCUCCAAGCAGCGCGAACAUCUUCUGCAAGAGGAGAACUUUCAUUUGGCACUUCAAUUGACGAACAUUUCCGAUGAAAGUCCCGAGUUUAAGAUGACAAAAAUAAACGAAAUCCAAACCCGACAUGCUUACAAUCUGUUCAUCAACAAACACUUUCGCGAAUCGAUGAAGGAAUUCUCCAAGCUGAACACUGAUCCGAUUGAUGUCAUUCGUCUGUUCCCGGACCUGCUGCCAGAGAAUGGAAAGAACAAACUGAGUUCGUAUUCAAAGAAAGCGGCUCCAAUUCUGGACGAGAAAGACAUCGAAAACGGCUUGCUGGCUUUGAUUGACUAUCUAACGGAGGUUCGAUACAGUUUGCGGCAAGAGCUAGUUAUCAACAAAGCGGAAUCGAAAUUUUCUGCGGGGAAAAACAUCUCCGCGCUGCUUUCCAUCAUCGACACUACUCUACUCAAAUGUUACCUUCAAACGAACGAUUCGAUGGUAGCUUCGGUACUGCGAAUGAACUACUGCUAUCUGGAAGAAUCGGAGCGAGUGUUGAAAAAGUACGACAAAUAUGUCGAGCUGAUUAUCCUGUAUCAAACCAAGGGUCAGCACAAACGAGCGCUGCAGCUGUUGCAGGCUCAGGCUGAGACGCCCGGUUCUCCGCUGUACGGACACGACCGAACCGUCCAGUAUCUGCAGCAUCUGGGGAACGAGAAUAAACAACUGAUCUUCGAAUUCGCCGGGUGGGUGCUAGAAAAGCACCCGGAUGAUGGGCUGAAAAUAUUCAUCGAAGACGUACCGGAGGUGGAAAACUUGCCCCGGGCGGAAGUGUUGGAUUUUCUGCUGAAAGACCACAAGCAGCUGGUCGUUCAAUAUCUGGAGCAUAUUGUCAAUGUUUGGGACGAACAGAAGGCUCUGUUUCAUAAUAUUUUGAUUCAGCAGUAUCGAGAAAAGUUGAUUGGUCUCAAGAAUGAUCCUGACAUUGAGUCGGAUGUUCAGAAAAAGACAGCACUGGAUACUACCAGCAAUAAGUUACUAACUUUCUUGCGUAAAUCGAAAUACUAUCACGCUGAGAAGGUACUUGGAGAGUUUCCCUACACGGAUUUGUUCGAAGCACGUGCCAUCAUCCUUGGCCGUUUAGGAAAGCACGAAAAAGUGGUUGCCAUUUUCGUGCAAAUUCUGGGCGAUUUCGACAAAGCCGUCGACUACUGCGAUCAGACGUACGACGAAGGUGAUCCGAAGAGCUGUGACGUGUACGUGACGCUGAUCAAAACGAUUCUCACCCCGCCGGUGGCGCCACCGUACAGCGAUCUGGAGCUGCACCCGCGCUGCCUGAAGCCGGACAUCGAAACCGUGCUGUCCAUCAUGGAGCGCAAUGCCAAACGGAUCAACCCGUACGCCGUGCUGCAGAUUUUGCCGGAUGACAUUCCGUUGGUGCGGAUUAAAAACUUCCUCGAAAUUGCACUGAAUCACCAUCUGGAGCGGAAGCGCAAGACGCAGAUUCUGAAGGGUCUGUACUAUGCCGAGCAUCUGCAGACCCAUGAGCAAAAGAUUCAUUACGAAUCGAAGCAUCUGCUCGUGACCGAGCUGAGCGUUUGUCCGGUUUGUAAGAAAAAGUUCAGCUACCAGAGUGCGUUCGUACGUACGGCCGACGGAAGUAUCGUGCACUUUUCCUGUCAGGAUAAAGUUUAACGGUAAAUAUUUGUU